Plasmodium gonderi is the source of this 1149-nucleotide messenger RNA. Its product is annotated as variable surface protein. Lineage: Eukaryota; Apicomplexa; Aconoidasida; Haemosporida; Plasmodiidae. The transcript is spliced from 3 exons. The record is from RefSeq and is a predicted model, not a curated record. The coding region runs from base 1 to 1149 and encodes 382 amino acids.
AUGUUUUUAAAAAAUCAUAAUUUUAAAUAUUUCAAAUCAUGCUAUUUAGUGGAGAAGAUUGGAAAAAAUUUGCAACUUUCCAUAUCAUUUAGAGAUGAUUUACCUUCAGAAAAAUUCUAUAACACUUUAGAUGAAUUAAAGGAUAUAACUAAAUACAAGGAACACUGUGCAUCGUUAACUUCUAUUAAAGCUGAAUCCGCUGUUAAAAACGUUUGUGCAAAGAUUUUAAAAUAUUUAAGUAGUAAUGAAAACUUAAUGAAUUAUUCCAAUGCCUAUGAUAUAUGCCGACUUUUAAAUUAUUGGUUAGCCAAUAAAUUGAGUGUCAUUGUGGGUCAUCAGGGUAAAAAUUAUGUAUGGACUAUUUUUGCAAAAAUUACCAACAUAUGGAACGAUUUUAUUGAAGAUACAUUGAAGAAAUCUUAUACUGAAACAUGUUUUCCUCUUAUGAAUGAAAUUCUUCCUGAGGAUUGGAAAAAGAGGAAGGAACUAUAUGAAUACUAUGUUGAUUAUGAUACACUUAAAAACAUGUUUUCAUACAAAAUAAAUGAUAAGGAUUACUGUACACUCAUUAAAAACAAAGUUUUAUUAUAUAAAUAUUUUAAAAAUUUUUGUAAUUCAUACGAAACAGAAUUCUGUAAUGAAUUUAAAGCUAAAUAUGAAGCGUGUAAUCCAAAUGAACUUUUACAGAAAUUUAAAUGUAAAAAUGAAUUGGCGGAAAUGAUGUUAUUAGAAGAAAAGUCAGAAAGAGAAUUACACCAGGGCAUAUUAUCUGAAACACACAUUCUUGAAAAUGAAUCGCGUUAUCCUGGAUUAUUUACAAAAGGAAAGCAAAAUCUAAACGUCAUACAGAAAAUAUCUAAUAGUUUUAGUCCUCUAAAAAAGUCAGGAGCUGCAAUAUUGGGAGUCCUUGCUAUAUCCAUGAUUUAUGGAUUAUUAUAUAAAGUAAAUAGAAGGUUCAUUAAUUUACAUAAACGGUAUAUAUUUUUUACGCCCCUAGGAAGUUGGAUCCGUAAAAGAUUUGCUAAAAAUAAUUAUAAUAGAAUUAAUAUAAAUUCUGAGUUUAAUGGAGAAUUUAAUUAUGCACAAGAAUUAUAUAAUAUACAUUAUAACCCAAGAGAUGAACAUUAUAUAGGAUAUCAUUCCGAAUAA